Neltuma alba is the source of this 1224-nucleotide messenger RNA. RefSeq names its product reticulon-like protein B11. The transcript has 6 exons. Gene Ontology annotation, biological process: response to bacterium. The coding region runs from base 158 to 781 and encodes 207 amino acids. The record is from RefSeq and is a predicted model, not a curated record. NCBI's taxonomy places the organism in Eukaryota, Viridiplantae, Streptophyta, Magnoliopsida, Fabales, Fabaceae.
CCCUUGGCACUCUGGAGUCCUCACACUGCGACUCCUCAACGGCUUCAUACCCACCUCCUCUCGCCUGAAUCUAACCACCCUUAUAAAAUAUUGACAAUCAAAUAUAUCGCUCGCAUUUUAUUUCUUUCCUCUUUCUCCCGCUCAAGCCCUAAUCGCCAUGGGAGAAUCCGAAUCUUCUCGUCGGAUAUCCGUUCAUCAGGCUCUCGGCGGUGGCCUAGUUGCGGACGUGUUGCUUUGGAAGAAUUGGUGCGGAGGGCUUACGGUUCUGCUUUCGUCUACGGUAAUGUGGUACCUAUUCGAGCGCGCCGGAUAUAAUCUCUUGUCUUUUGUGUCCAAUGUUCUAUUGCUGCUGGUCGUGAUUCUCUUUUUCUGGGCCAAAGCUGCUUCCCUCCUCAAUAGACCUCUCCCUCCUCUCCCUGAUAUGGAAAUAUCCGAGGAGUCUGUUGCUAAGGCUGCCGAUGAACUGCAAAUUUGGAUCAAUCGAGCUUUGUCAGUUGCGCAUGAAAUAGCAAUUGAGAGAAAUUUGAUACUUUGCCUUCAGAUUACAGCCGCAUUGUUGCUUAUCUCCUUUGUUGGUAGUCUGUUGAACUUUCUGACCCUGGUCUAUAUUUGCGUUCUUCUUGGCUUGUCAGUUCCUCUGUUGUAUGACAAGUACCAGGACCAUAUUGACGACAAGUUGUAUAUGGUGCAUGGGAAAAUUCAGGCACGGUGUGAAAAGUUAGACAGUAAAUUUCUAAGGAAGAUUCUUAUACCUUCAAACAAAGUAAAGAAGAUGGAUUAGAAUGCAAGUGGAUCCCUCAGUCUAGCUAGGGGGUGUAGAAAUGGAUUCUUGAGAUAUGAAUUACGAAGUACUAAGAUUGUGCUUUAGCUGGGAUGUUGCUGUUUACAUUCAAGAUUAGAUGGUGUGUUAGUUCUUCAGAAGCAGGAGUUGACUAGUAGCUUCAUAAUAGGUGACGAUUCUUCUGACUUUUUGUGUUUCCCCGGAGAGAUCCUUUUCUAUGAAUUUUGACAACGGGCUUCUUGGUUCUUACCCAUGUUAUGCCUUCCUCUGGAUUGAGAGAGAGAGUGGGGGAAAUCUUUAGAACUGUAACAUGCAUGGUUUUGGCUUGAAUAUGUGAUAUAUUCUGACUUUUAUUUCAGUUCUUUAUAUAAUUGAUCAUGUAAAAGUUUGUUGAGAAUUUCAUGAAUUUUAAGAAAAACUUGCCUUCGCUAUUAUUUUUCAUA